AUGCAUCUACGAUUUGUCACCAGAGUGCAAUUCAUUGCAGCUUUAGCCGCCAUCUCUCUCCUCACGUAUUCUGUGUGGAUAUAUCCGUCUCUGCCCGUCACAUCACGCCUAGCAAACGUAUUGUCUGGGACGUCCAAGGUCGUCGUCGUCCUCGGAGACUCGUUCAGCGACACCGGCAAACACGUUGACGCCGCAGCCACUGCUGACAUAGCGUCGAACAAUGAGCGAAACAGUGCCAGGUGGACAGAAAUACUAUGCAAAGAGUUGGUUUGCGACACUGUCCUGAACUUUGCUCGUUCUGCGAGCGAUCUGUCGACCUAUUCCGGCGGCGUCGUUGUUGAUAAUGAGUUGUAUGCCAACACGACGUCGGAGAACAAGACCUCGCUAGCACUUCUACCAGAUCUGAAAGAACAGAUACAAGAAUGGAUCAGAUAUGAACACAAGUCAACGUCUGUCGACUUAGACUCCGAGUAUGUCUUCGCCAUCACCCUCGGAUUUUGGGACAUAUGGCAGUAUGCAACCUUGGACCUGAAGAGUGCACAGAACGCAAUUGCACAUAGCGUCUUUAUACUUUUCGAGCAACUAGAUGCCAUCGCCGAGUCGUUCGAUGAGCCUGUGUCAUUUGUGCUGCCGCGGCUAUGGGACGUUAGCUUUACUCCUAGGUUCAUGUCACUGGCUCACAGUCAGAACUCGCAGUCUCGGAAAUUCAGCGAACAGCAGCACAAGCUCAUCUAUCUGGUUAAAUAUUGGAACACCGUCCUGUCACAGUAUGCCGAGAACUGGAAGAGCAGUCACAUUUAUCUUCCUGACUGGAACAAUUGGCUGUUGGAUCAAAUCCGUUCUGUACAAAUGAAGCAGAUGGGUUUUUUUGACUCGCUCGGCCUCGGAACACAGUCACCGACCUUCAAAGACGUUCGAAAUCCCUGCUCAAGAUUGGUUGUUCCUAUGGACACUUCCGAUGGCAGUGACGUAUCCAUGAGCGUGCCUUCUGAAUGCGAAGCGCCACAAGACCAUCUGUUCUGGGACGAUACCCAGUUCAGUUCUGUUGCCCAUGAGCAGUUAGGUGCCUUGGCUGUAGAAUUACUAAGCUCGAACAACAGUGCAAACGCCCAUGCUAUGACCCAGGCUUCGACCUCGGACGAGAACAAAGGAAAGGCAACAAUCGCACUGCCUCGUUUGGCACCAAGCCUUGCCCCAGGAAAUUAA
Verruconis gallopava is the source of this 1206-nucleotide messenger RNA. RefSeq lists its product as uncharacterized. Bases 1 to 1206 code for a protein of 401 amino acids. The record is from RefSeq and is a predicted model, not a curated record. The transcript has 3 exons. Lineage: Eukaryota; Fungi; Ascomycota; Dothideomycetes; Venturiales; Sympoventuriaceae.